AUGGUACUUCAAUUUUAUCUGUCCCUUGAAGAACUGAUAUGGGAUUCUCUUGUGAAUUCUUUAUCUUCGUACAUGUUCAUAUUUGAUUUGCUGUUCUCUUCUCCUUUCUAUUUAACUGUUGCUGUAUGUACUCCAAAUACCUUGAUGGUACUUUUUCCAUUAAAGGAUCGAGCUUGUGAGAUAUACAAGAGGUUGGAAGAUCAAAAGCCUAACACAACAAGAAAUCAGGUUGCUUUAUUGGCCGCUUGCCUUUACAUAGCUUGUCGAAAUGAAGGCAAGCCGCGCACUGUAAAGGAAAUUUGCUGUGUGGCAAAUGGAGCCACAAAGAAGGAAAUUGGCCGGGCAAUGGAGUUUAUUGUGAAACAACUAAAGAUGGAAAUGGGUGAAUCAAUGGCUAUGGGAACCAUAGAUGCGGGAGACUAUCUGAGGCGCUUCUGUUCCAAUCUUGGCAUGAGCCAUGAAGAUCUAAAAUGUGUCCAAGAAACUGUCCAGAAAGUGCAACAAAUUGAUAUAAGAAGGAGCCCUAUAUCCAUUGCAGCUGCAAUUAUUUACAUGAUCACUCGACUGUCAAGUAAAAACAAGCCUCUGCUGCAAGAUAUUGCAAAUGCUACUACAGUUGCAGAAUCAACGAUCAGGAACGCAUAUGGAGAUAUUUAUCCCCAUGCUGCAAAGAUAAUACCAGACUGGUAUGCAAAGGAAAAGGACCUCGAGCAACUUGCUAGCCCAAAACCUUCUUCACAAAAAUGA
This is a messenger RNA of Camellia sinensis, 747 nucleotides long. RefSeq names its product transcription initiation factor IIB-2-like. Gene Ontology annotation, cellular component: nucleus; transcription preinitiation complex. NCBI's taxonomy places the organism in Eukaryota, Viridiplantae, Streptophyta, Magnoliopsida, Ericales, Theaceae. Gene Ontology annotation, molecular function: TBP-class protein binding. Gene Ontology annotation, biological process: DNA-templated transcription initiation; transcription preinitiation complex assembly. The record is from RefSeq and is a predicted model, not a curated record.